CUGUCUAUUCAGGUGUUAAAGAUCAAUCUUAUUGGACACAGAAAACGGAUCCUUGCCUCGUUGGGAGACCGACUUCACGAAGACACUCCUCAAAAACCUCCACGGGCAAUCUCCUUACGGGAGCCCGGGGGAAACCACACUCCUCCCCAGCUCAGCCCUUCAGUAGGCCAGGCAGCGUACACUGUGGGGGUCCCCGGUGGAUCUCUGGACGUGCAGCACCUCAUCAUGCAGGCAGACGCCCGGCGCAGGCAGCGCAGCAACGACAACUACUUUGAAGACGUGCCGAGAUCCAAGCUGGAGCGACAGAUGGCUCAAGUCAGCAUGGCAGGCGAAUGGUGUGAGCCAAUAACGUUGCGUCCACCGAACGAAGCGACCUCUUCCACCCCUGUGCAAUACUGGCAGCAUCACCCGGAGAAGCUCAUUUUUCAGUCCUGUGACUACGAAGCCUACUACCUGGGCUCCAUGCUGGUGAAGGAGCUGAGAGGGACGGAGUCCACACAGGAUGCCUGUGCCAAGAUGAGGGUAAAGCUCACCAACACACUCCACUUUUCAUCUUCAUCCAAUGUCAACCUUAAGUCGACAGAACAGAUGAAGAAAGUACCAACCAUCAUCCUCUCUGUGUCGUACAAAGGAGUGAAGUUUAUCGAUGCCACAAAUAAGAAUAUCAUUGCAGAGCAUGAGAUUCGUAACAUCUCGUGUGCAGCUCAGGAUCCGGAAGAUCUGUCGACAUUUGCAUACAUCACCAAAGACCUCAAAUCCAGUCACCACUACUGUCAUGUCUUCACUGCUUUUGAUGUGAAUCUGGCCUACGAGAUCAUCCUGACACUCGGACAGGCCUUCGAGGUGGCCUACCAGCUGGCCCUGCAGGCUAGGAAGAGUGGCCAUGGAUCAUCCACACUUCCAGAAAGCUUUGACAGCAAGCCCAGCAAACCUGUCCCCAAACCACGUGUCAACAUUCGUAAAUCAAUGGAGCAGCCAUCUAUGGACCAGAAGGGUCACGCCAAUGUACCAUGGAUUGUGGAGCCAGGUCAGGAGGCCAAGAGAGGAGUCAACACCAAGUACGAGACCACUAUUUUCUAA
Molecule: messenger RNA, 1080 nt
Organism: Menidia menidia (Atlantic silverside)
Lineage: Eukaryota; Metazoa; Chordata; Actinopteri; Atheriniformes; Atherinopsidae
Source: the annotation of a GenBank genome assembly